AUGGUAACCAAAGGUAAUCAGCUGAAUCCAUGCCCCUCCCCUUCCUUGUCUCCUCAGCUGGUGGAACAGGCCCCCUCUCCGAGGUUUCUGGGAACUCAUAUGCAUCCUGACAACAUCCCUCAGAGUUUCUAUCAAAACAAAACCAAGAUGUUGGUGAUCUUCAGAAAUCCUAAAGACACCCUGGUUUCUUAUUAUCAUUUCUGUAACAACAACCCCGUCCUCCCAUCCAUGAAAUCCUGGGAAUCUUUCUUCACCGACUUCCUUUCUGGAGAUGUUCCAUGGGGCUCGUACUUUGACCACGCCCUGGCCUGGGAGAAGAAGAUGGACGACCCCAGCGUCAUGGUGGUCACUUAUGAGGAGCUGAAACAGAAUCUGAGCCAAGGCGUCCGUCAGAUCUCCAAGUUUUUCGGCUUCAGCCUGACGGAAGCUCAGGUUCAGGAGGUCGCAAAUGGAAGCACCUUCAGCGCCAUGAAGGAAAGCUCCACCCACUCCCAUGGCAACAUGGGAAAUGUCAUCUUCAGGAAAGGUGAGGUCGGGGACUGGAAGAACCAUUUCACACCACAGCAGAAUAAAGAGAUGGAUGAAGCCUUCAACAAACACCUGAAGGGAACCAGACUGGGGGCCAAGUUGAACUACCAGGACCACUGUCAGUGAAACGAACCCACAGAGGCACCGACACAAAGGCCAGACGUCAAACAGGAGCUCAGGACGAGUUCACCACAAGGAUUUAUUCAGUCAAGGAGUUUCCUGGAAUGACAGGUUCAGGGCCAAAAGUCCCAUCGAAUACAAAAGGGUGAACAGUAGAAGGAAGGAAAGAAAUGAAGAAACAGAAAGGGAAAAAAUGUAAAUAAAAAAAAGGGGGAAAAGUGCUUUAUGGUCAGUCUUCUUCAGUCUAAGAGGUAAACUUUUGUGGGUCUGCAGCGAUAAAAGUUAUUUUCACAUUUUUUUGAAUCAGGUAAGACGUUGAAGCCAGUUUUUUUUUUUUAUCUUGACAAACCUGAGCAGCUGUACCUGUCUCACCUGUAUCUGAUUCUGCUUCCAUCAGUCAAUAACGUAAGGAUACUUUAACUCACCCACAGGACUAGUAACAGUAAACCCACAGGAGCACUAAUAGGAAAGUAAAGGAAAUAUAGAUUCACUUUUAAAGCACGUUUUGCAUUAUUAGAGCAAAUUGUUCUCUCUCUCACUCAGUUAGAUUUGACCAAAAAGGCAUAUGUUGAAAGGUUCUUAAAUUUGGUUUAUUGCCUUCAAUGUAAAAAAAUUUUUGUAAUGUUCCUUUGGCGCCUCCUGUUGUUAUCAUCAAGAACAGCACUGUAGUGGGUGGACUCACCUCAGUCAAGAUGAAUAAAAUAAACUACAGCUGGAAGAUUAGGAUACUCAGAUUGAUCGUUUCUACUAUAAAAUGUAUUAAAAAUCUAAAAGAAAAGCCAGUUCUACUUCCAUUUAGGUAAAAUGUGACAAGUUUAGUUUUCAGUAUGUAACCCUAUUCAGCCAACGACCAAAAUCCACAAAAAUACAGAGUUUACUAUUGAGUAACAACAAAGGAGCUGCAUGACCUGCAAAACAUUGGAAUUUUUACAUGAAAACUUAUUCAUAGUUGCAAAUCAUUUCUGUAAAUUAACUGAUUAAUAGAAUAAUCAUUGUACUUUUGGUUGGAAUGACAUUAUAAUCUGUCACCAAGACAUAUUGAAGAAUUAAAUCCUAUUGUAAUUGUUACGCCCCGGCCUAGGGGUUUACCAGGACGAACAUAAUAUGCUCUACUUUUGUCCCCUCCCAGCUCCCAAGCACACACAUCAGUCAAAAACUAAAUUCACAAUAUUUAUUUUUUACAACUAA
This is a messenger RNA of Sphaeramia orbicularis (orbiculate cardinalfish), 1836 nucleotides long. RefSeq names its product sulfotransferase 6B1-like. NCBI's taxonomy places the organism in Eukaryota, Metazoa, Chordata, Actinopteri, Kurtiformes, Apogonidae. The transcript is spliced from 5 exons. The coding region runs from base 1 to 654 and encodes 217 amino acids. Gene Ontology annotation, molecular function: sulfotransferase activity. The record is from RefSeq and is a predicted model, not a curated record.